This is a messenger RNA of Saccostrea echinata, 1996 nucleotides long. RefSeq names its product rho-associated protein kinase 1-like. The transcript has 4 exons. Gene Ontology annotation, molecular function: protein binding. NCBI's taxonomy places the organism in Eukaryota, Metazoa, Mollusca, Bivalvia, Ostreida, Ostreidae. The record is from RefSeq and is a predicted model, not a curated record. The coding region runs from base 153 to 1259 and encodes 368 amino acids. Gene Ontology annotation, biological process: protein homooligomerization.
GUGUAUUGACACUGGCAGCCCAGCUGUAUUUGGCAGAAAUUGGCUAACACGUCGGAUUCGCAUAUUCAAGAGGGGAAACGACACUAUUAUUGAUGUAAAACAGUCAUUGGGAGCCGUUGUAUAAAGUUUCAUCGCAUUUUUCAAGUUUCACAAUGCCAAGCCAGGGACCACCAUUCUUUUAUCCAGAUUAUUUUCCUAACCAGAGAAUGCCAUUUAUAGAUGACAGAAUUCCUCAUCACCACCAGGGACCAGCCCUUCCUCCAAAUAUGCCUUUCAUGGCACCACCUUACGGGAAUCAAAUUCAGUUUAGGCCACCUAUGUGGGGACCACCAGCUUACAACUAUCAGAACAAUGUGGUGCCAUAUGACGAUCAGAGGCACCGCAGUAACAACAGGAAUCUCCAACCUGUUCAGGGAAAUCCCCACAACAAUUACAGAUCCGACAUGGAGGAGGAGAAAACCUGCUGUAUCUGUCACGAUCGUUUACAAAACUCAGAGGAAAGAGGAAUCCACCUGUGUGACGGGGGACAGGAGGAAAGGGAGACAACUGAGGAGGAGAAAUCAGAGUCUGAUUUCAGUGUGGAACUGCCAGAUAUGGAUGAGCGUCUUGAGAAGCUUUUGAAUGAACUAAAGGACUGCCUAAGGAACAAAUAUGAAAGUGUCACAGAAACCCUCGAAAAUUAUGUUUCAUCUCGCAUCAACAAGAUAGGAACCCUCCAUAAAGACGUCUUAGAGGAAAAGUCACAUCUUCAGAAUCUCCAAACAGAGCUCCAGACCAGGACAAAAGAACUGGAGAAAAGGGAGAAGGCUUUACGAGAAAAAGAGAGCCAACUUCACAAAGACCGGGAGAAGUUUGAUAGUGAGAUUCAGAAAGAGAAGGAGGAGAUAUGUCGUCAAUGGCAACAGCUGCGGGAUGAAAUCUCCCGAAUGGAAAAACUACAUGAAGUGCAAAAGGGGAGGAUCAAGCUAGACAUUGGGGGUGUGAUCUUUACUACAUCCAGGUUAACCCUAACCAGGGAUUCAGAGUCCAUGCUGGCAGCCAUGUUUAGCGGUCGCCAUGAGGUCCGCGUAGAAGAUGACGGCACUAUAUUUAUUGACCGGGAUGGCACCCAUUUCCGCUAUAUCCUGAAUUACCUCAGAGACGGGGGAAUCAAACUCGAUGCCCUACCAAGAAACAGACAGGUGUUGCGAGAACUCCGAAAUGAGGCAGUGUUCUAUCAAAUCCAUGGACUUGUGCAACAAAUUGAAAAACUGAUUUAAAAUGAUACUUAAAGAGGCAAUCAAUAAGCAUUUCAGAACCUUGUAAUUUAAAGUUUUUUGUUCCUUAAUACUGGAGUAUGCAAUUAAGAUGUCAGAAGCAAAUACUAUCAGGGAUGACUUAAGUAUUGAUGACUAAAUAUUUGUAAGGGUUUGAACCAGAUACCUAUAUUAAACGACAUACUGUUGGGAUUAAUGAUGUGUCAGUAUUCGCCUACAUGCAGUACUUUCACAGAGUGGCAGGAAGAAAAGACUACCAUGCAGAAGAAAGAAUGGGGUAGUUUUGAUUAAGUAGACUAGUAGUUAGAGUAAACAGACAGAUCUGUUUGUAUUACUAGACAAAAGCAAGUUAAGUAAUGUACGUGUAGUAGUUCAUUUUUUACUGUCCAUAAAAUUAAUUAGAAAAGAUCUACCAUACAGCUGGUAAGAUUUAAAUUGUCACAGGCAUAAUGAAUCAGUCUGUUUACUAAUCCAUGUAAAUCUUAAUGCAUCUUUAUAAAUCAGACUGUGUGCAUGUUUUACACUGUAUCGAUCAAGUGCUUUAUUUCUUUUGUUCAAAUGCUGUUUCUUGCUAUGCAUGGAUUUUCCCGGGGAUGAGGGAAUAAUAUAGAAUUUGUGAUCAAUAUGUCAGGGAUUCUGUUGUUUUAUGUGUAUUAAUGAGUGCUUGGAUUUCAUAUCAUUUUUAUGAAAGAUGUCUUAUAAUCAAUUUUAAAAUAAAUAUCAUAUAAUAAUAAAUUAAA